Rhincodon typus (whale shark) is the source of this 1576-nucleotide messenger RNA. RefSeq names its product keratocan (gene kera). Bases 273 to 1313 code for a protein of 346 amino acids. The record is from RefSeq and is a predicted model, not a curated record. NCBI's taxonomy places the organism in Eukaryota, Metazoa, Chordata, Chondrichthyes, Orectolobiformes, Rhincodontidae. Gene Ontology annotation, molecular function: protein binding. The transcript has 3 exons.
AUCUGUAAUAAGCAAGCAAUGGUGUAAGAGAGAUUGCUGAAAAGUGGGAAGUGUGUCUACAAAGUAAACUCUGCUGUGCAUGUAAAAGUAAAAGGUUAAAGAUAGAGCCUGGAGAGCUUUUAGUUGCUGCUUAGUUUCAGGAACUCAAGAUUGGAUGAAAGUUAUUUGAAAUAAUCCAGCAUUCCCUUUAGCAGGAGUAAGUUCUCACAAAGGGAAAAGCCUUUCAAAGGAGUGAAGUGCUGAACUUCUGAGAUCCAAGGGCAAUUGCAAACAUGAAAGGUGUGAUCCAACCUGUUCUAGUGGCUUUAUUCUUCAGCGGAAGCAUUUGGAGCCAGGACCUAUCAAACUACUUAGAGCGUCUAGAAUACUAUUAUGAAUGCCCUAAAGAGUGCCGAUGCCCCACUACUUAUUCUAAUGCCCUGUACUGUGACAGCCAAAACCUCAAAGAGAUGCCCAAAGUACCAUCAAGGGUCUUGUAUGGGUAUAUUCAGAACAAUCUCAUUGAAGCACUCCCAGAUAAGUCCUUCAAGAACAAAACUCAAUUGAGAUGGAUAAACCUAAAUAAGAAUAAGAUUACAAGUGGUAACAUUGAUAAAGGUCUGUUUCAGAAAAUGGAAAACCUUCUCUACCUGUACAUGGAUGAUAAUAAUCUUGAAGAAGUGCCUGCACCCUUGCCAAGCAGCUUAGAAUAUCUGCGCCUAGCCAGGAAUAAGAUUUCUCGCAUACCAGAGGGAGCUUUCACCAAUCUGGACAAACUGACAUUGCUUGAUCUGCAGGGGAACAACCUGAAAGAUUUUGCCAUUGAUGCAAACACUUUUCAAGGACUGAAGGCUCUACUGCAACUCAAUUUGGCCAAGAAUGACCUCAAGGAAAUGCCCCCACAAAUCCCCACUUCGACUCUGCAACUCUUCUUGGACAAUAACUCCAUUAAAGCAAUACCACGGGACUACUUCAGUGGACUUCCAAAGCUGUCUUUUGUCAGACUAAAUCAUAACAACAUUUCCGACACUGGAAUUCCUGAGACUGUUUUUAACAUGUCAUCCAUAAUAGACUUGCAGUUAUCACACAAUCAGCUCACCGCAGUUCCACCCAUCCAUCUCGGUCUUGAACACUUGUACCUCGACCACAACCAAAUCAAAAACAUUAAUGGAGCUCAGGUCUGCCCCAUACCCAUCAACACAAUUAACCAGGUGCCCUCAACGGACCUUCAGCCUCGUCUCCGUUACCUCCGACUCGAUGGCAAUGGAAUCAAACCUCCCAUUCCUCUAGAGCUGUUGAUGUGUUUUAGACUUCUCACUGGGAUUGUCAUUUAAAGAAGACAAGCUUACUCUCCAACUCAGUUCAGAGAGAAAGAGAAAACAAAAUGCAAGUCUUGCGGGUCUGGUACUUGCAGUUUGAGAUGAUUCCUAGUUGCUUACCUUCUAAACUAGAAAAAAAGGAACAAAAAAAAAUCCAGUAAUGGCAGAAAAGAACCGGCAGUAAUUUGUCUUAAAUAAAUACCGAUUGGAACUGUAUUGAAUUCUGGCCAGAAAAGAGCAAUCAUCCCCAGUAUUAUCAUCAUGGGGCGGAUUUUCCA